AUGAGCGAGUGGAACAAGAAUUCUGGAUACGCAACAUGGGAAGAGCGCGAUUUCAGUAAGUGGGGGCGUGACAGGUUCAAAGAUCUCUUCCAAGAUGAGAAUGGAUGGAAAGAACUCAACUAUAAAGGAACAGUCAAAGUCCCCAAAGUCGAUGGUGAUUUCUUCUUGCUCUUCUCCCAUGGGAAAGUUAAAAACAUCAUCCACCUCGAUGAAACUAAAAUCAUCUUUGCUUCGACAGAGAAGGACAACGCGUCGGGGUCAGUCACUAUUGAAGUGGACGAUGACAUCGAAUUCAAAUUUGUCUAUAAGACGAGACCAGACAAUUAUAAGGACUUCGAAAAGACAUUCAAGAAGUAUAUUGAGGAUAACAUUGCGAAAAUCAGAAAGGAAUUGGCGGAGAAAGUCGAGUAA
This is a messenger RNA of Entamoeba invadens IP1, 411 nucleotides long. RefSeq lists its product as hypothetical. The coding region runs from base 1 to 411 and encodes 136 amino acids. The record is from RefSeq and is a predicted model, not a curated record. NCBI's taxonomy places the organism in Eukaryota, Evosea, Mastigamoebida, Endamoebidae. The transcript has 2 exons. Gene Ontology annotation, molecular function: ATPase activator activity; protein-folding chaperone binding.